UGUGACAGACAACUCUAGCUUUAUCAAUUUUUUUAUUGUCUAUGUAUGUGUAAAGCGAAUGUGUUCGCUGCCAUUUUCUAUUGAAUUUCCUUAAGAAAAGUAAUUUUCAAACAAAAAGGUGUGUGCCUACCUACAGACUGCCGCAGGUUAUGCGAAGAGGCUGGUAUAAGUAUGUCCUCGUACGGCGCUCCCGGGGCUUGGGACGGCGGGCCACCCGGCGCCGAGGCGGACUAUGCCACGCAGCACGUCCCGCCGCUCGCCGCGCCCAUCCCCACCACGGACCCCUGGACUGGUGUCAGCUACAGCUCCUACGGCCAGCCCCACUUCGAUUACCAGCACUAUGCUCCCACGGGUUACGGUUAUAAUUACGAUUCGGGUUAUUACUCUCGGUCUGACGGCUUUUAUAAAUACCCAGAUACGAGGGAUACUUAUUCUGCGGCACCAAGUGGCUACGACUAUGCUAGGGCUCGAGGGCGCUCCCGCUCUCCUGUCGGCGCCACGUCCGGCGACCGGAGGCAGACGGCUUAUAAAUCGAAGUCUAGAAGUGUUUCUCCUUAUAAAAGGAAAGAAAGAUCUUAUUCAAGGAAACGGGACAGUAGCUAUGAAGAGAGUAGUAGAAAAAGACAUUCUAAAAGUAGAUCUAAGUCAAGGCGUGCUAAGUAUUCUUCCAGUGACCAUUCUAGUUCACGGUCUAGGUCUUACUCUCGGUCUCCAAUAAAGAAAAAUACAAGAAAAAGGAGCCCAUCAGAGUCACCUCAUUCUGAAAGAUCACGUAGAGGCAGUGAUCAUUCAUUGACUCCUCCAAUAAAGAAGAGUAAGACACGUCGCAAUCAUUCAUGUACUCCUAGUGGUAAGAGAAGCACUCAUAAAAAGUCAGCCAGUGUUGAUAGAGAAAUAGUAAAGCACAAAGAGAGAUCUUAUUCUAGUAAAGAAAAGAGACAAAAUAAAACUUUAUCUACUAGAAAACAAAAGGAGCUCUCAGAAACCCCACCAAAAGCUUAUAAAAAAACUGACACCUCACCUGGAACACCUAAAGUUCAUAAAAGAUCUGACCAUUCUCUCACCCCACCAAGAAAAUAUAAAAACAAGGGAAGGAGAUCACCAACACAACAGAGGAAACCAAGGGAUAGUUCUGUUACACCUCCAAAAUGUUAUGCCAGGAGUCAAUCGUUUUCCAGCUCUGAUUCAAACUCAUCACAGAAACAAUCGAAGCGUAAACACUCGGGCACUCCAAAAUCAAAUCAUUCCAGAUCUAGAUCAGUAUCCAGCCAUUCAUCUGGAUCCUCUAGACGUUCAAGAUCCAAAUCACGUCACCGGAAUAGACGUGGCUCACCUAAACCUAAAUCCCGCUCAAAGGGAAAUGUAAAACGUCGGUCUGAAAGCAAAAGCAGAUCUCAGUCACGAUCAUUAUCAAGAGGAAAAGAAAGGAUCACUUCAUCUUCGAAGUCCAAAUCAAAAUCUAGAUCUAGAUCUCGUAGUCAUAAUGGAACUCCGAGUGAUGACGAACGACGUGGACAAUUUACAGUCGCUGACAGAAAGCGUUAUUGGAAAAUGCACAGAAGUCGGCAGGAAAAGAAGGACAGAGCUAAGAGCCCACAGAAAGAGGUCAAACCACCACCGGGUGCUGUUGAGUCUACCACAGUAGAUGACAUUGAGUAUGGUGAUCCACCAGAAAUAGAAGGUCCCAACUUUGCUGAUAUGCUCCCAACACCAGAUCAAGUUGUACAAAGUUCUGCUUCCACAUCAAAAUCUAAACCCAUGACUAUGCCUAUUAAAAAUGAUGGUAGCUUCUUGGAAAUGUUUAAGAAAAUGCAAGAAGUCACUAAGCCAACUAUGGAGCCAGAGAAAAAGCCAAUUAAAAAACCAGUAUUACCAUUUAUAGGAAAAAGACGAGGGGGCAGAGUCCUUAAAACUGGCUUGGUAAAGAAAGCAAAAGCAAUAGAUGAACAAACCGUUGACAACACUCCAAAAGAUGCAUGGUCACUUUAUAUGCAGGAAGUUAAAAAAUACAGAGAGACAUCUUGUGAGGAGGAACGGAAGACGAGGCCUCUAGUUAAAUAAUGAUAAAAUAACUUUUGUAUCGUAAACUCUGCUUAUCUUUAAUUUAAUAAUCUUGUUUUCUAUUAUAUGUUUAUUGUCAUUGUAUUUAGUAUCUGUGAAACAGCUAAUAAAGAACAAAAGGAAUGAAUUUA
This is a messenger RNA of Papilio polytes (common Mormon), 2192 nucleotides long. RefSeq names its product serine/arginine-rich splicing factor 4. NCBI's taxonomy places the organism in Eukaryota, Metazoa, Arthropoda, Insecta, Lepidoptera, Papilionidae. The coding region runs from base 172 to 2061 and encodes 629 amino acids. The transcript is spliced from 2 exons. The record is from RefSeq and is a predicted model, not a curated record. Gene Ontology annotation, molecular function: 3'-5' exonuclease activity; 5'-3' exonuclease activity.